AUGGCCGUUCCCAGGAUCAGUACCAGUGUCUCCAGGAAUGGCACACGGGUUCCCAGUGACAAAGGGGCUCCCAGGAUUAGCAUCAACCUUUCCCAGCCUGGCAAAGACGAUUCUGCCAUACGAGAAGACCUGGGCUCGGUCACAAUCUUCAAGAGCCUUGACAAAAAUGACAUCGUUAAUGUGAUCGCUUACUGCCAGAAAACUGCGACCAUUGGCGCGACGGCUCUCUUUAAUUGCCUCCAGCGCGAUGAGAUGCCACCCUUUCACCGAGCCAUACUCAACCGACGACUAGACAUUGCGCGCCUUUUGUUGGAUCUUUAUCAGGCAAAUCCCAAUUCCGAGUACCGUGGGAUGAGCACGCUUCUGCUCGCCAUUGAGAUGAGCUACCCACAAGCAGUUAAUCUCAUGUUGGAACAUCACCCACGGCUGUCCUAUAUUUGCGACUUUCAAGGUCGAGGGCCGUUGUCAAUCGCUGUCGCAAAGGGCACUUUUGCCAUCGUUGAAACCCUGUUGCAGUACCCAGCGCUGGAUGUCAAUGACCGAUGCACCGAUGGCAUGUCCGCUUUGAUGUACGCAGUGGAAUACUCGGAGCACGCCAUUCUAAACUAUCUUCUGACCAAUUCCCGCGUGGAUGUCAGCAUCGAGGAUUGCUUUGGGCAGAAUGCGCUACACCUCGCAGUCCGAAAGGAAGACCAUAUCUCAGUGCAGAUCCUAGCCCGAGACCCUCGCUUGGAUGUCAAUUGGUGUGACGCUCACCGGAAUUCGGCUCUACUUCUCGCGGUCAAAACCCUCAAGGGGAGGUCGUCGCGUCGGACAGUGGAGGCCCUACUGCUCAAUCCAAAGCUUGACAUCAAUCACCAAGAUUCUAGAGGGCGCACGGCGCUGUGGCACGCGGUGGACCAGCAGAAUGAGGAGCUAGUGCAGCUGCUCUUGGACCAGGAUGGCCUCCGUUUGAAUGAUGCGGACGGCGGGGCUGUUACCCCUCUUGCGCGAGCAGCGGAGCAUCAAAGCCCUCGUUUACUGCAGAUGCUUCUGAGACAGCCGAAGAUAUGUAUCAAUUCCAUGCCUGGUCCGGCUGUUCCACCGUUAUGGGCAGCGUGUCGGGCGGGUUCGCUCGCCACGGCUCAGAGGUUGCUGACCCAGAAAGCUAUUCAGAUCAAUGAGAAAGCCCCGUCUGGAACGUCACCCCUGCAUGUGGCCGUGAUCAAUCAACACUUGGGUAUUGUGUCUCUUCUUCUCUCGCAAGGUGAAAUCGCACUGAAUGAGGUUGGGCCCUUGGGCUUCACGGCCCUCAUGUUUGCUGCUGCAAGCGGGUAUACUGCAUGUGUUGAACGGCUGUUACGACACCCGCAGAUCGAUCUGAAAGUGAAAGAUGCGUACGGUUACUGCGCUUUCCGCUUAGCGAUACUAUAUAAACAUGUUCGGUCGAUUAAUCUGUUACGCAUCGCUCGCCAGACACACCAAUACCACACUCCUCAAGGGCUAACGCCUGUCCCCGCCUGGGACGAUCUUCCCGAGAUUACACCACUGGGCCAUCGGAUCUUUGUGGCGGGGAGAACGACCAUGGCAUUAGAGACGACAAAGACACACCUCAGUACAGCAAAGAGCGUGGCACAAUCCCCACUAGACCCAAUCACUGAGAAGCGGAGCCAGCGUGAUCAGCAAGCUCACGAAAAUGAGUUCUUCCGCACCUGUUGCGUGAAUUUCUGCCAUCUAGCGACAGCCGUGGUUGACAUCACACAAAAGCUUGUAUUGGAAGAACACUUCCAUUCCGACCAAUUCGCCCCGAUCAAUGCACGCUUAUGCCGGGCUACAUUGGCUCUUUGGGCAGCCUUGGACGCAUCAAGGGUGGAGGAGGACAGGGCGGAACGUAUUUGGAUGCAGGAAUUGGAUAUGCCCACAGUUUCGGAGCCAUCUUCCAAGUGGAUCUAG
Penicillium angulare is the source of this 1932-nucleotide messenger RNA. Its product is annotated as ankyrin repeat domain-containing protein. The transcript has 3 exons. The record is from RefSeq and is a predicted model, not a curated record. Gene Ontology annotation, molecular function: protein binding. NCBI's taxonomy places the organism in Eukaryota, Fungi, Ascomycota, Eurotiomycetes, Eurotiales, Aspergillaceae. The coding region runs from base 1 to 1932 and encodes 643 amino acids.